GCAGUCGAGGUUGCAGAGUUGCCUCAGACACAAGAAGCCUCUUGUCCUAAGCAGGAAGGUGUCACUGGUGCAGGGAAUGAAGAUGUGGAUGAAGGGUUCUGCACCAGAAAUGGGAGUGUGAAGGGGCCUCUGGGACCCCUGGACAGAUCAGCUACCAGGAAUAAACACAAAAGUACCCUCAGAAGAUUUCUAGCAUUUCCAGCUUUAGUUGAGGGGAUCAGAUCCCAUCCCGUGCUCACUCUGAUGCUGGCUCUGCUCCUGCUCCUGGCUUUGGUGGUGUCCUUGGCUGUUGUGUCAGUGAGAACCCCAUCAGAAAUCCCAGUGGUGCCUGAGACUCCAUUGCUGCUGGCCUGUCCCCAUGGCUGGGUCAGGCACCGCGGGAUCUGCUACUUCCUCUCGAGGGAUCAGCUCAGCUGGGAUCAGGCUCAGGCUCGGUGCUCUGAGCUCGGGGCCUCCCUGGCCGUGCUCAAGGACUGGGAAAUGGAGUUCCUCUUCCCUCACAGCGUCAAGGUCGAUUACUGGGUCGGGCUGCACAGACGGGGCCGGGAGCUGCAGUGGGUGGACGGCAGCAGCUUCAACUCCUCGGUCGAGGUCCGGGGCAAUGCAGGCUGUGUGUACCUGGCUGAGAAUUACCUCGGGUGUGGGAUCUGCUCAAAUCCAAUACCCUAUAUCUGCAGCAGACCCCAAACUCACCUGUAGCAGGGUGUGUUGGUUUUGCUUGGCCCAGUUUUUGGAAGUGGGGGGGGAGAAAAAAGAUGGCUCCUGUCAGAAGCUUCUGGAGGCUUCCACCAUGUCCAGCAGAGCCAAUUGCUGUUGGCUCUGAGGAUGAWGGACAUGCCACUGACCAAACCUGGGCCAAUUGAAGAUGGUGGUUACGCCUCUGUGAAAACAUAUUUAAGAAGAAAUCAGAACAAAGGAAGCACACAGUAGUUUUGCCAGUGGAGGAGGCUGAGAAAUAUGUG
Molecule: messenger RNA, 962 nt
Organism: Malurus melanocephalus (red-backed fairy wren)
Lineage: Eukaryota; Metazoa; Chordata; Aves; Passeriformes; Maluridae
Product: early activation antigen CD69-like
Exons: 5
Coding region: 244-699 (151 amino acids)
Source: RefSeq, a predicted model, not a curated record